Messenger RNA from Pichia kudriavzevii, 216 nucleotides. RefSeq lists its product as uncharacterized. Gene Ontology annotation, cellular component: cytosol. Bases 1 to 216 code for a protein of 71 amino acids. Gene Ontology annotation, molecular function: metal ion binding; copper chaperone activity. The transcript has a single exon. Lineage: Eukaryota; Fungi; Ascomycota; Pichiomycetes; Pichiales; Pichiaceae. Gene Ontology annotation, biological process: copper ion transport. The record is from RefSeq and is a predicted model, not a curated record.
AUGCCACAUUACCAGUACAACGUCAAGAUGGCCUGUUCCGGGUGCUCCAAUGCCGUCACGCGUGCGCUGUCGAAGAUGGACGGCGUCCAGAAGGUGGACGCCAAUCUCGAAAAGCAGACUGUUGAUGUCAUUGUCAGCGAGCCCGUCUCUUACGAGAGCGUUCUUGAGAGAAUUGCAAAGACAGGCAAACAGGUUCUUGGCGGUAAGACUCUCUAG